AUGCACGCGACAUUCCAAGAUGACAUGUUGAAGCCUUUUAUCUUUAUUCAUGUGUUGGAAGUUAUAAAAAAAAGCAUUAGGUGGAAGGAGCUUGUAACACAUGAAGACAUUGCUAAUUUGCCAAAAAGAAGUCGAACAUCUUCAUAUUCGAGCUCACAACAAAUAUCACUGAAUGUUCACAUUGAUGUUGAUCUUAAUGAUGAUAAAGACGACAUCGAAGAAAUACGUCUGCCUCCUCAUCCCAUGAGAAAGGACAAAGCAAAAGUUCGAGCAAAAGAAAAGAGAACGAAGGCAAAGAUGGUAUGGGAAAACACAAUGAUGGCGGCAAUAACAAAUAAGAAAGAUGGAUUGUCCAAGACACGUUGUUCUUACUUGAUGUCGAUUUUUGGAUUUCUCGGUAGAGGCGAAGGCGGUGAUCGGCGAAUUACAGUUUCCUACCCUCCAGAUUUAGCGAUUGUUGUGGAAUUCGUCUUGAUUGUUACAAUGGAGAGAUCCGUUUUGGUGAAGAUCAUCCCUACAUAUACAAAAAUCGAUUUUAGGUUUAGGGUUCACAUCAGAAAUUGA
Molecule: messenger RNA, 564 nt
Organism: Lactuca saligna
Lineage: Eukaryota; Viridiplantae; Streptophyta; Magnoliopsida; Asterales; Asteraceae
Source: the annotation of a GenBank genome assembly